CGCCUCCGUCGUUUUCUCUCAGUCAUACCAAACUCGUUCUCUAUGAUGCCGACUCUUGCACCCCUAACCCUCCUAACUUUCGCCUUUAUGCCUCCUCCUGGAAUAUCUGUAUUGUAAUUGCUACCCACAUCGUUUUCAUAUGAUUCAGGCGAGAGUUUGUGAGAAAAAGAGCAUGCUGUCAUUAGCGAGUAUACGAGGAAUUAUAUUAUUUAAUGGAGUCCUCCCCCGCCACUGAAGGGAGUGGACUCGCCCACACCACCGACGCCGCCAUUUUCGCCUCUUUGUUCGCAAAGUAGAGUGUUAUUUCUCGUCUAAUCCUUGAAUUUGGGGAUUUUACACAUAGUUCAACAUUGCCGCCGUAGUUGUCAACGCCGUUACCUGCCAGGGAAGGAAGGAACGAGGCGUUACAAGUGAUCGCCAACAGGAAGUUGAAAAUGAAACCUUGAACCUGUUUCUCAUGUGGAAGCAAUAGAUAGUGUUCGGAUGCUUCCCUCCACCCGCUGCAACCUGGAACUAAUGUUUGCUGAAACAUUUUCCACUGUUAUCUGGACGAACAAUUUACAGUAAAGCAUGGAUGGACAUGGCCAAGCUGAGAAGGAGGCAAGCGAGGUGCUUCGUUCAUUUAACAUCCUUGGGGCCCCCCGGUCUACACAAAAUGAACCACAAAAUCUUUCUACAAGUACUGGUACCUCACAGCCAAUGGUAAUGGUGCCUCCACAUCCGCCACAAUGGCACCUCCAUCCACAGCCUGUUCACAUAAUGACUUAUCAGCCCCAAGGAAAUCCACCGACAUCUCAGAGUGACAACACCAGCAACCAACAACCACCCAGUGGACAGCAGCAACCACAACAGCAGCAACCACAGCAGCAGCAGCAGCAGCCACAGCAAGGCCCUCCACAGCUAACUCACAUGACUGCCGAUCAGCUGUCUCAACUUCAACCUCAACCCCUAGAGCAUUCCAUAUGGUCUACGACUGAGAUGGAUGGACAGAAUGGCAUGAAUUCCAACUACCCCAUGGGUGAUAUGCAGAGCCAGGAAGGAGACACUACUCUCAACACUAAUGAUAUUAAUGAAGAGGAACAGGAAACCAAACCCAAAAUCAAGAAGGAGGUGAAGAAAAAGAGAAAAUUGGCCGACCUGCUAGCAGAGGGUAUCGACCCUACUAAACUGGAGGAAAAUAGUGAUCAAGUGAGAGAACGCUUUGGAAAAGGUUGUGAAUGUGAGGGAGAUAAUUGCUUCAAAAACAUGAACCCAGAAUUUGUAUUUAGACACCGAUUAAACAUUGCCGAACUAACUAAAAAUGAACAUGACAUGUACCUAAUGGGAGUGACUAUGGCGUGUCUGGCGAACCCAGAAGAAACUUCGCGUCACAAAGAGAGAAAGAGGCUCAGGGCGUCGUAUGUGUUUCAAGGGAAGAAAGUUUGUCUAGAUGCUUUCUUAUACUUGGAAAAUUGUACUCAUUAUCAGUUGAAAGCCAUAAGAAAACAUGUAAUGGUUAAUGGUGUUACUCCAAGAGUGCAUGGCAACCAUGGCAAGAAGCCACCAAACACAUUCCCCCUGGACACUUACCAGCAUGCUGCUGCUUUCCUGCAGAGCUAUAUUGCCAGAUAUUCCCCUAACACAAACACCCCUAAAAAACCAAACAAAUCUGGCAAGUCUCCUCCAGUUUACCUACCAGCUGACAUCACUCGCAAAAAGAUCCAUAAUGCUUAUAAGGAGUAUUGUGAACAUUUUGAGCCAGACGUCAAGGUGAUGGGUUAUUCCUCUUUUAGACAUUUCAUGAAAGAACAGUUUCCAAAUGUUAAAUUUUUCCGAAUGGAUAAGAAAGCCGAGCGUACAAUGGGUCAGAGUGACGAUGAUGACGAUGACAAUGACAAUACUACCGGUGCACAGAAUCCGCCAACACAGCCACAGGAGCAACAGCAACAACAACAGCAGCAACAACAGCAACAACAACAAAACCAGAGACAAGAUCAGCAGCGUGUAGAAACAGGUGCCCAGCAGGUGAUGCAGCAGCAACAAGCACAGCCGCCACAAGAGCCUCCUAAGGACGCUCGUAACACGCCACCAGUAACGGCAGCGACCACCGCCACGGUACCACCGAACACCCAUCCCGGGGUACCCGUUUCCAUGUCACAUGCACCCAUCAGUACUAAUUACCCUGCCUAUUCUCACGUCCAGCUGCCCCUCAAUCUACAGACACAGCAGCCUCUGUAUUCUGCAUGUAUGCAACCUGGUAUGUUUGCACCAGGACAGGCCACAACUCAAGUACGACCUGCAGGUUUCCCCUACACUAGCCUUUAGAUAACAGAAUCACAGGAUAGAGAGUUGUAUUGGUGAAUUUCUGUUUUGGUGUUUCAUGGUAUUGUUGAGAUUUUUGACAACAAAAUGGGACCAGGAGGACUAUUAGUUUAACCCUUUAACUGUGCAAAACCCUGAAAAAAUAAAUCUGUGGGAAGAUUUUGAAAAAUAAAAAAAUUAUUUUUCUUACAGUUUGAUAGAGUUCAAUUUUCUGAAUUGAAUAAGACUAAAAUAUGUGAAAUCUGAUAAAAAGUUAGGAUUUUAUGGUGUGUUGAAGAUAGUGGAAACAUGAUCACUCGAUGGCAACAGCGGCAUAAAAGUGCCAGCAAUGUUUACAUUUUAUAGUUAUUGAUGCCAAGAUAUGAUUGUUUUUCUGUUUUUCAUUGCUUUUAAUGUUUAACACUGUGUUAGCCCAACAUUGCUUCACUUGCAGUAAUUGGUAUAUAUACAGUACAACUUUAUUACAGCCUCUCCUCGCUUAACAACAUACUCGUUUACCGACGCCUCGGACUUAGGACGGGCUCUCUGCCCAGUAUGCAUACCUAAAUAAUGUAUAUUAGAGCUGAUUUCUUCUAUUCUGUUUGUUACAGUAUACAGUACACUUCUGUAUAAACAUUGAAAAAUAUACCAGAAAUGUUAUAAAUGGUGCAAAGGUGACAAUAAAACAACAUCAAAGAUGGUUGACACAAACCCACUACCAUUAUACUGUAGUAUGCUCCUCACUUAGCGACGAAUUCGUUUACUGACAUGGUCUUAGGAACGGAACUCCGUCAUUAAGUGAGGAGAGGCUGUAUUUUUUUUUUUCUGUCUUGGUCUUUUAAGGCUAUUGACAAGGAAUACUUAAAAUAUUGCAAUUGUUUCAGAGAGUAAUACUCCUCAAAACAUGGAAAUUAUUCACAUUGUUUGACUUUACUGGGUUAUCUUGGGUUAAAUAAACUUAGUGUACUUUGUGAUUGAAUUCCAGUGUUAGUAUCAUGAAAUUGUAACAAAUUUUGGAGUAAGUCAUCUUAGUGCCACUUGCACACCCUGUUUUAUGGUAGGGAAGCAGGUGGUAGAAAUACAGCUCCUGAUUCCUUUGUUUACUUUUGUGAGUGAGGUGUACUAGUGCAUUGGACAUACACUCAUCACCUGAAUAGUUAGCCAUGAUACAUUGUGUGAACUCUGCUGGCCUUAGAUUUUUUUCAAAUGUAUGAAUAGAUGUAAAAAGGCACAAAGAAUUGUGCCGAGGUCAAAAAUAUUGGCAGGUGGCAGAUUUGUGGGUGUGAAAAAUUGUGCAUACUAGUGCACUGGACACAAUACCAACACCUGUGGACUAAUACGUCGGACACAAUACCAGCACCUGGUUCUUGUACAUCGGACACAAUACCAGCACCUGGUUCUUGUACAUCGGACACAAUACCAGCACCUGUGUACUAGUACGUCUGGCACAAUAUCAUCUGCAUACUAGUACGUCAGACACAGUUAAAGGGUUAAAUAAAAGUCUCAAAGUAUAAUUUAGUCCUGUUUCCUAGGGGGUAUUAGUACUGCUAGACUUGAUAUGUAGGUGCUAGUAACAGCCAGCACAGAGUGCCUCUACUACAAAUGUUCUCCACACUAACGUGUUUGGGCCAUUUGGGUUUUACUUAAGGCUUCCUGAAAAAUUAUUCAGGGGUUUAACCAGAAUUUAAGUACGAUGCAGGUUAUCAGAAACAUUGGGCGCAACAUCAUUCAAAUGGAGUGCCUAGUGCUCCUCUGUCCUCUGAAAUUGUUAUAAUUAGAAGAGGUCAGAUGAAUAGUACCUGACAAUGCGGGUUGAUGUGUAUAUUUGGCAGCUUAUCUUUCUAACUAUUUUACAUACUUCUCAUUGAAUAGUACGAGACACUGCACCGACAGUUGAUCAUCAUUGCACGUGUUGAUGCAGGUCGCUGGUUCAGGCUUCGAAGUUUUUUUUUCUUACAAGUGAAGAUUUUUCAACACUUUGUUAAUUUAUUCAGAGUGACAAUCUGCAUUUCUAGUAAUGUUCCAUUGCAGAAUUUCUUCCAGAUAUAUGAAAAAACAGAUCCUUAAUUGGUGCUGUAACUGAAGUUUUUUUUUUUUUUUUUGACAUUGCAACUAAAGAACAAAGCAAACGUAUGGAUUACUAAAGAUUGUGCCUGUUCCAUUUCAUGUUCUCAUAAUGUUUUUCAUGAUCAUUAUCAUUGUCAUCUUCAUAAUCAUAUCAUAGUUUGUAUGAAUUCCAAGAUUCUGUUGUCAGCAGUACUGCUGAGAAUUUUCUCAGUAUUGUAUACCACAAAGGCAUUGUUAUGCAUGGAGUUCCAAGCCACUGUAUAGGCCUUAGCUUUCCAGUUAUGGUAUAUAAGACAUUGUGAUUUGAUAAGGACUUGAGAAGUUUAUAGGUACUUAUUAAUAACUUAAAUCCCAGUGGGCAUUAAUUUCUACAAACGGUUGCCAGUAGCUGCCUCUCGCAAAGAAAUGGCAAGCUCAUGUAUACACUGUAAAUAUAGUUUGAAGUUGUGAGGGCGGGUUAAUUAUUUUUCACUUUUAGUGGUGCCAUGGAAGAAGAGUGAACGACUUCAGUGACAUGUGUAGAUUACAUUAAUUAUAAAACUUACUCGUUACCAGGUAAAUUUAUUGUAUACGUUAUAAUAUGCCAUGCUGGUAUGUAUUUCAUUUUAUAUUACCAGAUUCAAGUGCCAAAAAUGGGCACAUACACUGUGCUCGGAAAAUUGUUCUCAAAUUCACCUGGAAAUUUAUUAUAUUUCUAGGAAAGUGUAUAUCAGACAUUUUUUGCUAUGCAUACUCUUAAAAACUUAAGAGGAAAUGACUUUUUGUAUGAAAAACACUUUUCCCUAAACAUUUUCCAUUUAUAAAUGACAUAUUUAUAUGGCCAUUUCAUUUUAGGAUUCUUCACUCGGUCAUUUCAUUUGGUCACCUACAGGGAGAUGCCUGGAUACUGGUUAAGGGCUCUUGAUCCAAGGAACUGGACUUAUUCUUCCUUUCCUUGGCUCUAAUCUAAUUGCCUCCCAUUUCCCAGACACUAUAUGGGUUUAUCCCUGUCCUUGAUUAAAAUAAACAUUUAUGUUGUAUGUGUGUGCUGAUCUUUUAUAUUUAGCUAGUUUUGUUGGGCACACACCAAGAAACACACCACUUAGGAACCUCUUUCACUGACGGCAGUCUUCCUAACGUGACACUGGACAAGAUUUGUUUUCACUGCAAGCAGCAAAUUUCGAAGCAUACCUGAACAACUGUAUACUGACACAAGAACUCUUGACACACAUCUGCCAAGACAUCUAUUUCAACCCUCCAAAAGAUGGGGUGUGCAUCAUCAGUGUUAAUGAUGCUGACCAGGCCAAUAAGCUAACACAGUACACCAUUGACAGGACUGUGGUAACUGUACAUUUCCCUCUACCCUCCCUUUGUACUACAGAAUGGCUGUCAUCCCUCACACACUCAUACAACAGUAUUACAGACUGCUUGAUAUGUACAAAAAAUAUUAGAAUUGCAAGGCUUCCCAAUUGCUAGGGUCAGAACUUGUGUCUGCCUUCUCAUAAAUGACAAAAAUGUCAUGCCUCUGGUUUUGCUAUCCACUCUAUCCCAAAACCAUCCUCCUUCCCUUUCCUAAUCCUUACUGCUCUAUUACUAGUAAGUAAUGUCACUUCUACAAUGGAAUAUCAGAGAAUUUAAGGAAAUCAGGGCAAGCUCUGAGUGUUAGUUUCCUAGUUUUCCACUGAUGUGUUUGUCUACCAGAACCUAAACUAUGAAAUGCAGUCGGAUCUCCUAUCUGUCGUUGUGUUCUUUAAGGCAAUGCUGUAUGUCUCUUUCCUGACUAAUCAUACAAUGAAAGUGUGCCUGUUGCAUGCACUGAUGUUUUGCAUUUCUAAAUUCCCCUUCAUUCACCACUUUAUUAUACUACAGCCCAUUUCUUUUUGGGUAUGUGGUAAAUUUUCUGUUCUUUAUACCUUUCUCCUUUAUUCCUCUUGUCUGUAACUAACAUACAUUUUUUAAUUCAUCCUUGCCUGUGCCUAUGCCACUCCUUUUACUAGCAGUUUUAACGUGCAUCAUUUCUUUUAGGUAAGGUCACAGUGUGACUCGAGAAUUCCACAUCCCCCUACCUCUCCAUAUCUUGAGUACAGUUAUCAUUACACAUUGAGAUGCAUUAACCUGUACCCUUGUACCCUCUCGUGUAUAGAUCUUGUCUGCUCCUACAGCAUUUCACCUGAAUUCGAUUAAGCUACUGAAUUAUCUUCAUGGCAGUGAUCAUUUCCUACUCUUACCAUUUCCAUUCUUGCCAUCACUGUCUCUUCCAAUUUUUGGCAUUUUGAUUGCAAAUUUGGCCCUCUAUUCAAUCAUACCUCUUUUCCUGAUCCUCUCAAUUCUUUUACAGAUGAUAUGGGAGAGCUCUUUGCCUUCACCAUUCUCUGUCUCCACACUUACCAUCGCUUUUGAUCUUGGGUAAACACUCAGGGCAGUUAAUUUGAAACAAAUUAUGUGGGACCACUUAGGUUACAACUGCAUCAAGGACCAUUUUCUAGCUUAUCAACAAGCAAGAGCUGGUAUUCGUUGCAUUGUGCAGAUGGCUAACCUAACUUGUUGGCAUGCUUGUGUGGCCACCGCUAGCUCUGUGUAUGCACUGGAAGUAAUUACCGAAGUUAAGGAAAUUAUGCAUCUAACCCUGCUCCUGCCCUUAUUAUGACUCAAAAAAAACUAUCAGGCCCUUCUGAAGUUACGAAACCAACUGGGUGGGAGGCCAUCCCAUUGAACUUAGCAUCUCAAAAUGAGGAACUGUAAUUAUCCCUUCACAUUGCAAAAGCAUAUCAACACUGACCUACAGCAGCCAAGCCUGAUAUAAAGUACACGUUCAUACACUUUAACACUUGCCUCCUACUUUACAAUUGCUCCUCUUACACCUUUUUAAUCAGAUUUGGUUUGAAGGCAUUUUUUCCUCUGGAAUGGAACACUGCAGUUUUCCUGUUUCACAGGUACUGUACGUCUUGUCAGGAUAGAGAACUAGUAAUAGGCACAUUUUCUUACCAGCACUAUUUGUAAAUUAUUACAAAAUGCUUGGUUAAAAUAUGCCUCAUUUCAUACUUACAGACCUAAAACUGUCUUCCUUCAGCAACUUGGUUUUAGAAAGGUUCCACUAUUGACUUCUUACUCAAGACUUGAUACAUGUAUUUAACACUGAGGUCUAUGACUUUUCUACAGAAACUAGCUUGUUGCACCAUCCAUUAUGUUCAUUUUACACCCUCAUACCCCACUUAACCUCAUCCCUUUCCCUUACAAUCCAUUCCAGCAUUGCAUUGUACAACCUGUAUAAGUUUAAUGCUCAUUUUCACAUUUAAUAAAAGUCCUGAUAUUCCCUCACUUCUCUGCAUUUAUAACCUGAUAUAUUGUGCCAAUUUUGACCCUUGUUAGCAGAGGAACCUGCUCUUUAUGCUUCUUUCUCUGAUGUCAGCACCCCUCCACUGUGUGGCAUGACCCACACAGGUCACCAUAAUUAUCUCAUUGUUAUUUUAUGUUAUCUUCAGCCUAUUCAGUUCCUCACCAUUUUUUUUAUUAAUAAUGUAACUUAAAAACAGUCAGUUUUUUAAAUUAUCUCAAAUGUUUCAGUUUUUCUUUAUUCUACCUUUUUUAAACCCCAUAUAUAAUUUAUUUUCUUUAACCAUUUAUUUUAAGUUGAGAGAGGCAUUGUUUGGGGCAUGAUUAAUAGGUAGCCAUUAUUUCUUAUGUAUAUAAUGAAUUCUUCAGUCUGUUAAUAAUGUCUUGUUGGUAAUAUUAUUUAUGUUUUUAUCAUUUUAUAAAAAUUCUCUGUCCGCAUUUGUGCCGUCUUGCAGAUGUUUUGUUAAUACUUUUUAUUUAUUUUGUAAGAUCAUUUCUCACAUUCUUCCAGAGUUAUGAUCUGCUCAUAAAUUAUAUUUAUUUAAAUACUCUCCAGUAACCAGUCAUAGCACAAAAGUUUCACUCAGUGUUAAAUUAAAAGAUUUCUUUUAACACUGACAGUUUUUCCAUCUCCUGUAAGGUAUGCAGUCCGUAUAUAGUUUGUCUUUCUCAUAAAUUUUUAUUGUCUGCGCCAGUUCUGCUAAAGUUUUUCAUUAUUUUCAUGCGAUAUAUGAUUUUCAUAUAUAUUUCUCCUUGCCAUCCCCAUGUGACUUACCGGUACCUCGUAACCCAGUGCUCUUAACUUUGUAAGAUACUAUGAUGUUGAUUUUUUUUUCCUUUGUAAUAAAUUUAAUAUUUUCAUAUGUUAAUUUAUGGAUGAGUCAAAAUUGAUCUUUUAAGUAUGUUCUUACAGACAUUCCUUUGGGUUUUACAGGUUAUAUUUGUUUAAUCCGUAUACUAGUACUAUACAUUUUAAUGCUAACAUUUUGCCUCGGCUAACAUUAAAAAACUCACCUAACGAUAAUCGUUCUCGGGUACCAAUUAAUAUCGUUAGGUGAGGGUCCACUGUAUGUUAAAUGUGGGGAGAUGGUAAAUGUCACAAGGUGGAAACUUUUCCACAAUAUCCUAGAAAAAUACGGGCUAUCCAUAGAUCACUAGUACUGUACAUUAACCACCCAUGUUCGAACUGCCUUACGAGCAAGUUGUAGACUCUUACAACUGGGUGUAUCCAUGAAAAAUUAGAGUAAUUUUGUAUAAAAUGCUAACAAAUGUAAUAGAAUAAUAAACUGUGAUAUGAAGGUACA
This is a messenger RNA of Cherax quadricarinatus, 8963 nucleotides long. Its product is annotated as ras-interacting protein RIP3. The record is from RefSeq and is a predicted model, not a curated record. Lineage: Eukaryota; Metazoa; Arthropoda; Malacostraca; Decapoda; Parastacidae.